AUGAAGCGCCAGGCUGUUUGUCAGUUGCAAAGGGUUGCGGCCUCGUCCAGACCUAUCCGGCUCCCCCUCCAGAUCGCUCGAGCAUAUUCGACCCAUCCGCCACAAGCACGUCUGAACAAGCCGAUAGACUACUCGGAAACGCAAUUAUUAGCUCACAGCAGCAAGGGACCGGCGCUUGGUAAUCACAAUGAGAUUCCUCCAGAAGUACGGAACGGCGCCACCAGAAAGAUGAACCUGUUCCAGGCCAUCAACGAUGCUCUGGGGAUUGCCCUAGCCGAGGACGAUUCGGUUGUGGUAUUUGGCGAGGAUGUUGCGUUUGGAGGAGUGUUUCGUUGCACAAUGAAGCUCGCAGAGACGUAUGGUGCUGAACGCAUCUUCAACACUCCAUUGACGGAGCAAGGCAUCAUGGGCUUCGGUAUAGGUCUGGCGGCACAGGGAAUGCGACCGGUUGCUGAAAUCCAGUUUGCCGACUACGUCUUUCCUGCUUUCGAUCAGAUUGUCAACGAGGGAGCGAAACUGCGAUAUCGCGAAGGGGCCACAGGAGUCCACGCCGGCUCAUUGACAGUUCGCAUGCCCUGUGGUGGCGUUGGUCAUGGUGGUCUGUACCACUCCCAGUCACCCGAGAGUCUCUUCACCCAUGUCCCCGGAUUCCGGGUUGUUAUGCCUAGAUCACCAAUCCAAGCAAAGGGCCUUUUAUUAUCAGCUAUUCGAAGCAAUGACCCUGUGCUCUUUAUGGAGCCCAAGAUUCUCUACAGAGCUGCCGUUGAGCAAGUGCCCGAAGCUGCCUACGAGCUGCCCCUGUCCAAAGCGGAAGUCGUCAAGGGGGGCGAGGACAUUACCGUUAUUUCCUAUGGUCAGCCCAUGUAUACCUGCCUAUCAGCCAUCCAGAAGGCCGAAGAAGACUUGGGCAUCUCUUGUGAGCUCAUUGAUUUGAGGACCGUGUAUCCCUGGGACAAGGAAACCGUCUUGGCCAGUGUUCGAAAAACUGGGCGCGUUCUCGUCGUUCACGAGGCAAUGGUCAACGCCGGAAUCGGUGCCGAAGUGGCUGCAGCUAUUCAGGAAGAUCCCGAGACCUUUGUCCGGCUGGAAGCUCCUGUGGCACGGGUGGCAGGCUGGAGCAUUCACAGCGCCUUGAUGUUUGAGAAGUUUAACAUUCCAGAUGUUGCACGUGUGUACGAAAAUAUCAAGAAGAGUCUCAAUUACUAG
Molecule: messenger RNA, 1206 nt
Organism: Metarhizium brunneum ARSEF 3297
Lineage: Eukaryota; Fungi; Ascomycota; Sordariomycetes; Hypocreales; Clavicipitaceae
Gene: bkdB
Product: 2-oxoisovalerate dehydrogenase subunit beta
Biological process (GO): response to nutrient; branched-chain amino acid catabolic process
Molecular function (GO): catalytic activity
Source: RefSeq, a predicted model, not a curated record